AUGAUGACUUUGAUCAGUUUGAUAAGCCUGGUGCAGAAAGGUCUUGGAGAAGAAGAGCUGGAGAUGACGACUGGGACAGUGAACUUGAUGAUGACUUGCUUGGAGAGGAUUUGCUAACUGGCAAAAAGAAUCAGUCAGACUUGUCAGAUGAAGAGCUGAAUGAUGAUCUUCUGCAAAGUGACAAUGAAGAGGAACAAGAAUUCCGUUCUCAAGGUGUCACAGUUAGCCUCAAUGCUACGUCCAGCAUACUCACAUCAUACGAGCUCUCUGAGACGAUCAACGAUCAAUCGCUAGAGCAUGAGUCCGAGUAUGACCAAGGGGAAGAUGAAAUUGUUUAUGACAGAUCUGAAGCACCUGAAGUAUAUGCUUCAGAGUAUGCAGAGGAAGGACAUUAUGAAGGCAAUGAUCCUGAACUGACAGAAGACCAAAUAGAAUAUGGGGAAGAACCUGGAGAAGAAGAUGAAGUGCUAGACCUUGAAAUCAAUGAACCCCUAGAUGAAUUUCCAGAUGAAGAUUACAUGCAAUCAUAUAAUGAGCAAGCAAUGGAAGAACAAGAAGAAUAUACCGCUGAUGAGGAGCUGGAAGAAUCCCAGACAAUAACAAAUGAAUCAGAGGAGGCAGCUAUUGAAUCUCUGGAACUUCAAGAAGAAGCAAAAGAAGAAUCUGAUGAAGAAGAGGAUGAUGACGAAGAGUCUGGACGAUUACGUUUCAAAACUGAACGGAAAGAAGGAACGAUAAUUAGGCUCUCAGAUGUGACAAGAGAAAGGAGAAACAUUCCAGAAACUUUGGAACUUUCUGCAGAAGCCAAAGCAGCAUUACUUGAAUUCGAAGAGAGGGAAAGGCAGCUUAAACAGGGACGGUAUGGCUCAAGGAGAGGAGGGCGAAGAGGAGGCUCAGUUAUGUGCCACGGAAUGGGAGAACAAAGGCGAGACAAUAAUGAUAGGGGAAGAAUGAAGGAUCACAGGCCUGCACUGCUGCCAAACCAGCCAUCGACAAUGACUCAUUCACAGAGGUUAAUUCCAACACACCAGCAACCUGUUAGGAGUCUGUUCCAGCAGCAACAACAGCAACAACAACAACAACAGCAGCAGCAGCAGCAACAGCAGCAGCAGCAGCAGCAGCAACAGUUACAAUCUCUGCUUCCUUUACAGCAUCAGCAUCAUUCUUCUCCUCCUCCAGGGCUACAUAUGCCCCCUCAGAUAGAAACACCUAGAAUAAUGAUGACUCCACCUCCAGUGACACCUCAGCAACCGAAGAACAUACACAUAAAUCCGCAUUUCAAGGGGACAGUAGUGACGCCUGUACAAGUGCCCUUGCUGCCAGUUCCAGCCCAGCCAAGACCUGCUGUAGGACCCCAGAGAUUUCCUGGCCCUCCAGACUUUCAGCAGCAUACCCCUGGACCAGUUCCUACCAACUUCUCCCAAGCCCCAAGGCUGCCGAUCCAGGACCAGUGGAGAGGGCCACCACCACCGCCACCACCACUCCCUCCUCCGCCUCCUCAGGAAAGAGAUCCUUUCUUCAUGGCAGAUCCGAGGUUUCCAAGCCAUCACUUGUUCGAGCAGCGGAGCCCCCCACCACCGCCACCUCCACCGCUUCUUAACAGCGCGCACCCUGUCCCUACCCAAAAUCCGAUGCCGUUCAGCCAGCCUGGGCCAGCGUUCAAUCAGCAGGGACAGCAACCGGUGUUUCCCAGGGAGCGGCCGGUGCGGCCGAACAUGCAGCCGCAAGGUCCCGUGGGGAUUCUCCACUUCAACCAGCCGGGUUCAGCAAACCCGCGGCCGUUCAUCCCUCCCAGGCAGCAGUUCCUGCAGGCUCCCGGACAGCCCUUCCUCGCCGCACACACGCAGCCCAGCAUGCAGGGUCCUUUGCAUCCUCCAUUACAGCCUCAGCCACAACCUCAGCCUCAGCACCAGCAGCAGCAGCAGCAACACCAUCAUCAUCUCCAAGGGCCACCACAGCCCUUGAUGCCCAUGAACCAGCCACAGUUCAGGCCUCACAUGCAGGCCACGCAGCAGCAGCCAAAUAACAACAGGAUGCAGUGUCAGCCGCGACAGGGUCCAAUGAAGCCAAGACACAAUACACCAUCACAAAAUAUUGUCAAGCGUCCAAAUCAGCAGCUACAGUCAACUGCUCCAAGAAAUAGUAACUUGCGUGAGUUGCCGAUAGCACCAUCGCAUGCUAUGGAAAUGAGCAACAACAGGCGAACCUCAACCCCCGCUGCUCAGGUCAAACCCAUUACCAGCACGAUGUCUGCCACCAAAUCUGUAGCUGGUGUUGGAAACUCACAGGGAAGGCCUGAGAUGAAAGCUAAAGCAAUCACACCAGUGGGCCAAGCAAAACCAGAAGUAAAAUCUGAACCAGAGUAUCCAGAGGAAGACGAAGAAACUAGAUUGUAUCGUUUGAAGAUAGAGGAGCAGAAGCGUCUAAGAGAAGAAAUUCUGAAGCAGAAGGAGCUGAGACGGCAGCAGCAGGCUGGUGCUAGAAAGAGAGAACUGCUCGAAAGACUUGCGCAGCAGCAGCAGCAGCAACCUUCUACGCAACAGUCCUACAUGCAGCAGGAGGACGACUCCUCUGAGUUCCCCACCAAUGGCAGCCCUUACAUACCCCACUCUGGCUUACAGACCAGGCAAAAUGUGAAAAACAGACUCCUUGUUAAAAAGCAAGAUAUGGUAGUUCCAAAUAUCCAACCCAAACCCACAGAUUUCCCACAGGUCGGGGCGAAUAUGCAGUAUCAAGGACAGCAGAUGAAGCCAGUGAAGCAGCUGCGGCAGACGAGGACAGUACCUCCGAGUCAGCCUCAGACACCGCAGAAAGUAUUACAGACAAAACCUGCUGCAGCAUCGCUGCCCACGACACAGGCUGCUCGAGUGGCUUCGGCACAAGCAAGGCCCCAGGAACUGAAACCUGGCGUGAAAAGGACUGUCAUGCAGCGGACAAACAGUGGUAGUGGAGAUGGGCCCCAUGUCGGCAGCAAAGUCAGGGUGAUUAAGUUGUCAGGAGGGCAGGGGGGAGAGGAUGCUGGCUUUUUUCACCCAGAGGGCCAGCCCCAGCGGCCUCAACAACCCCCGGAGCCGAAACAGCAGCCAGUACGGAAGGUCACAUUGACAAAGGGAAUGCAACAGCAGCAGCACCAACAGCAGCAGCAGGCACAGAUCCAUUCAGCAGCUCCUCAAGGAGUCAAAAACAUCCAGGGAAUCCAUCAACCUAAAAAGGUCAUUAUGCACGGGAGAGGCAGAGGAGUAGCAGGCCAGAUGGGCCGAGGACGCUUGAUGCCAAAUAAACAGAACCUGCGAGUGGUGGAGUGCAAACCUCAGCCCUGUAUUGUGUCAGUUGAAGGGCUUUCUUCAUCAACUACUGAUGUCCAACUGAAAAACCUGCUGAUGUCAGUGGGACCCAUUCAGAGUUUACAGAUGCUUCCUCAACAACGGAAAGCCAUAGCAAAAUUUAAGGAGCCAGCACAUGCUUUAGCAUUUCAACAGAAAUUCCACAGGCACAUGAUAGAUCUGUCCCACAUAAACGUGGCACUGAUAGUUGAGUGAUGUCUGCCGAGAGAAAACCUGACACUAACCGAAGCGUACUGUGGAGCUACACAAGACGCAGUGGCAAAACCAUCGGGUUGUGAAACUUUUCAGCUUAGUCCUUACUUGCUAUGUUGAACUACAGAAAGCAGCAAGAUGUCCUGCAGAAGAGCUGAACUUGAGAGGAUCCGCAAAGGUGGAAUUUCUGUUCAGUUUGUUCACGUUCUGUUGUAACCACGUGGAACUACAGAUUUUUUUUCAAAAUGCUUUCAAUGCAUGUAGACACCGUUCUUCAAGAUCCUACUGUGUGACCACAGUGACUUGAGAGAGAACGUUUACAUCGAAAGAUUUAAAAACUUCCUUCAUAGCAAAGAAUAUUUGAUAAUGGUUGCUCUUAUCUUCAGUGCGAGGUAUUUGAAUGAAAACUCACUUUUCUGAACAAAACACAUUAGUUACAUUGUAUAUCUGAGAGCACAGAAGGUAUUCCUGCAUAGAUUUAAACGUGGUCUACUUCACUGAAUAGCAGUAUGCUGAGAAGCUUUGGAGGUGACACUGGAAAAUUGUAGUUUCGAUCUUUGUAAAUAAGUUAAGUCUGUCUUUGCAUUUUUCUAUUCCAACACAGACUUCCAUCUUCUCCUUCCAACUCCACUUAUUCCGUAAAACCCUGUGUAGGAAUAACAUUGCUGUAUUUUCCCUUGGUUUUUAAAAACAAGGAUCUUUGCCCUUCAGUAGCAUCGUGGGGUAGUGAACUCCAAGUUGUAACUAGGUUGUUUUAAAGGACUUUGCCAGAUACAAGGAAAAAGAA
This is a messenger RNA of Nipponia nippon (crested ibis), 4323 nucleotides long. Lineage: Eukaryota; Metazoa; Chordata; Aves; Pelecaniformes; Threskiornithidae. The record is from RefSeq and is a predicted model, not a curated record.